Cygnus olor (mute swan) is the source of this 5445-nucleotide messenger RNA. It is a transcript of the gene WDR37, whose product is annotated as WD repeat domain 37. Bases 965 to 2452 code for a protein of 495 amino acids. Gene Ontology annotation, cellular component: preribosome, large subunit precursor. Gene Ontology annotation, molecular function: protein binding. The record is from RefSeq and is a predicted model, not a curated record. The transcript has 14 exons. NCBI's taxonomy places the organism in Eukaryota, Metazoa, Chordata, Aves, Anseriformes, Anatidae.
GUGCUGUGUUCUUGGCGUUUGCAUUGAAUUAACUGCACUUGAACGUAUAGCAUCCUCGAAACUAAUUGUUAGGUGAAAACCUCAAAACUCUUCUAAAUUUGAUUCCUUUGCAUAUUAAUAAAGGUUGUAGUGGUGUAAGUUGAUUUUUAAAUUCCCUUAACUCCUGAGUAAUGCUGUCAAACUCAGUUAGGUGUAAUUGAGAACCUCAUAACUGCAGUCGUUCUCCUCUUUCCCCUUUCCUUCCCAAUUUUAUGAAAAGACACGUUAAUUUGCAUCUUUGUAUCUUAAGGUCUUAUUGUUGCGCAGGACAAUAAUUGCUGUUGCAAUAAGCCUUCAUUUCUUAUAUAGUAUAUGCUGAAAUUUUGUUCUAAAACAUAUUUGAAACAGAGAGACCUGAAACUGUUCAAGAGAUUUAAGAGCGCACACAAACCCAGUCAAAUUGUUUUGUUUUGUUUCUGACGAUCCUUUAAAUAGUAAGUGUUAGCAUUGCUAAACUUUAAACAAAAUGGAGCAGGGAGAUCUUGGGUAAGAGAUGUUGCUGAAAUUUCCUGAUGCUUUCCCUUUCCAGCCUUGUGUGUUGUCUUGAAUGAACAAAAAAGGAAAUGCAGUACUGUAGCCGUUCUGUCUGCGCUCUGACACUUCUUAAAACAGAUUUUCUCCUUGGCUUCAGCAGUAUGCAUACCCCAGGAAUUCUUUCCUUUCAGCAGUCUGCUGCUCUUGUUCCACGCUCGAGAGCAGAAGCGUGCAAAGAGAAUCAGUUGAUGGCUGCAGUGAAUUAAUUUUUAAGUCUAGUAAGACCUGUGUGUGCACGUCUGUUCAGUGCCCUUUCUUUAUUGUAGCUGAAUAGAACAGUAACUGGUUUGCUGUUAACUCCGAUGAAAUAUUUCCUGUGACUGAAUACAUGGUAACAUCUGUUACAGAAAGUUUAUCAUAGGAGCCUCUGUGAAGCUGUUUUUUUGAAGUAAUGCCAAUAGAAAGUGGAAGUUGUGCAUCUGCUCGCCAAGCAAAGCAGAAACGUAAAUCGCACAGCCUUUCCAUCCGAAGAACCAACAGUUCCGAGCAAGAACGGGCCGCGCUGCAGAGAGACAUGCUGGAAGGGCAGGAUUCUAAGCUACCAUCUUCUGUUCGGAACACACUCCUUGAACUUUUUGGACAAAUAGAGCGGGAGUUUGAAAACCUGUAUAUUGAAAAUUUGGAAUUACGUAGAGAGAUUGAUACGCUUAAUGAGCGUUUAGCAGCUGAAGGACAGACAAUUGAUGGAGCUGAACUGAGCAAAGGACAACUGAAAACAAAAGCCAGUCAUAGUACCAGUCAGCUUUCUCAGAAAUUAAAGACAACUUACAAGGCAUCUACUAGCAAGAUUGUCUCCAGUUUUAAGACUACAACAUCAAGGGCAAUCUGUCAACUGGUAAAGGAAUAUGUUGGCCACAGGGACGGUAUUUGGGAUGUCAGUGUCGCGAAAACUCAGCCCGUGGUUUUGGGAACUGCAUCUGCUGAUCACACUGCUUUGCUCUGGAGCAUAGAAACAGGGAAGUCCCUUGUCAAGUAUGCAGGGCACGUUGGAUCAGUAAAUUCCAUAAAGUUUCAUCCAACUGAGCAAGUGGCUCUUACAGCAUCUGGAGACCAGACAGCUCAUAUCUGGAGAUACAUAGUACAGUUGCCUACACCUCAGCCAACUGCAGACUGCAGUCAAGUGUCCGGAGAAGAUGAAUUUGAGUUCUCAGAUAAGGAUGAACCUGAUGGAGAUGGAGAUGGUUCUAGUGACUGUCCCACUGUCAGAGCCCCGUUAACUUCGCUCAAAAGCCAUCAAGGAGUGGUCAUAGCAGCCGACUGGCUUGUGGGGGGAAAGCAAGCUGUGACAGCUUCGUGGGAUAGGACAGCAAAUCUGUAUGAUGUAGAGACUUCUGAACUAGUCCAUUCUCUUACAGGGCACGACCAAGAGCUAACGCACUGUUGUACGCAUCCCACCCAGCGUCUUGUGGUGACAUCAUCCCGCGAUACAACUUUCCGUCUGUGGGAUUUCAGAGAUCCUUCUAUCCAUUCUGUGAAUGUCUUUCAGGGCCACACAGACACUGUGACAUCUGCAGUUUUCACCGUGGGAGACAAUGUUGUUUCUGGCAGUGAUGACCGUACUGUAAAAGUUUGGGAUUUGAAAAACAUGAGGUCUCCUAUUGCAACCAUCCGUACAGAUUCAGCAGUCAAUAGGAUUAACGUGUGUGUUGGCCAAAGAAUCAUCGCGCUUCCACAUGACAACCGACAGGUUAGGUUAUUUGACAUGUCAGGAGUGCGAUUAGCACGCCUCCCUCGCAGUAAUAGACAGGGCCACAGAAGAAUGGUGUGCUGCUCAGCGUGGAGUGAGGACCACCCAAUCUGUAACCUCUUCACAUGUGGAUUUGAUCGUCAGGCUAUUGGCUGGAACAUCAACAUCCCCGCUUUGUUACAAGAAAAAUGAAAUGCUGGAAGAAUUUUUGCAUUUUAUGUUGCCGUGGACUUCUACACUCCCGCAGACUUCUCCGGAUAUCGGUCUGCUAUUGCUCCAAAAGCUCUUCCUUAAAUGGAGACUUCAGCAAAUGUUGUUCUUGUUACCACGUUGUGCACAGUUUGCAUGAAUUGUACAGAAAAUGUGAUUUUUUUAAAAUUAGUUCGUCUCGUGUAUGAACUUUUAUAUUUUGGCAUCCACUGGUCAAUAUGUUCACUGUUGCAUAGAGCACAUAAAUGUUCAUAAGUUAUUUAGCGUUUGAUAGAUAAACAGUAGGGCAUUACAUUUGUGACAUAAAUGUGAAAUUUAUGUAGUAAGUGUAGAGAAUGCAUAGCAGUCUGUUACGUUUUUCCAUGACUCUACAUAUCUGCCUUGUGUUAAAAAGAAUCUGCAGGGCUAAAAGUUUGAAAUGAAGUGUGAAUUUCACUAGGUAUAUGAUUGUAAACGUUUUCCUGUUUGCAUCUGAUCGGAAUAGUUUUUUAGUGCUGCAGUAUAAUAGUGCAACUUCAACUCCAUUUUUAGUCCAGUUACUGGAGAAAUAGUAGAUUUGAGAAGGAAAAUAUAAACUACUUGUAGUGAGUAUAGGCUGCAAGGUUUAUUCUGAAUGCUUUUUGUACUUUUUCUUUUGAAAAAGAAAAACGUUCAUUCUGCCCUUCUUAUAUAAAGUGAUUCUAAAAAACUCAUGGCAUUUCACACUAGCAAAAAUCCAGAAUAUUAUGAUUCUAAUCACUGAAAUCUAGUCAAGCAAAUUUUGAAGCACUUUAGUUUAUAGCUAUUGUUAUAAACCAUGUAUGAAAGUUUGACUUUACCAGUGAAUGUGAGCUGACCUUUGUAAGAAGGAUUGCUUCUUUUUGGUGAUCUGCCCAGAAAGGAAAUAGGUUUUUUCUUUUUCUUUUUUUUUCUCUUAUACCUACAGUGAGCAUGCUUUAAAUGUGCUCACUGCCCGUAUUUUUUUUUUUUUUGAGCCAGCAAUACAAAAUAAAUUAGUACUACCUCAAAAGUGAAUGUUGGUCAAGAUGCAUUGAAUCUCUCUGUAGCCUAGAAAAAAGCACUUUUGGUCUCUGGCUGAAGAACUCUCUCUGACAUGAGAGGAAAGACAAUCAUACUAAAUGUGAUCCUUAAGAUAAUUAACACUUAAGGCUGAUGGAGCAAUAUGGUAAGUAAACAUCAUCUGUCACCUUUGUGUUCUCAGCUGUGACAAGGGCUGCUGCAGUCCCUAUCGUGUUCCAAGGGGGAUAAUUAACACAGGUCUCCCUUCUUUCUCCCAAAUGAUCUUACUCUGGUUUUGCUCCUCGCUGUGCUCAGCCUCUUUUGCACUGGCAAUGUGGUGUUACACCACAGCUGCUGAUUAUGCAAGUAAAUGCAAGUGGCAGCUGACAUCUGCAAAAGAACAGGAAGGCUGCUUCAGACAGACACUUCUUAGCUGGAGCGAGAUACUGCCCCUAUCUGUCUGACAUAUCACACUGUAAGAUGAAGGGUGAGGGAAAGCACUCUUACAGUGGGAAUCAGAGAGUAUAUUGGGUUGCCGUAAGUAAAGUAGUCAAAACUUUUUAUCACGUUCUUAGGAUUACAUGAAGCUGUAGCUGUGCUCGUGUCCUGUACAGCACUGUUCGUAAUGACAUUAAGGCUGAUGUGUUUGCUGGUUUGCCUGUUAACUAACACAUAAGGGCAUUAGAGUGCAAUGGAAGGGGAUGGUGAAUGCAUCAUUGAGUAGUUACAGGGAAGCUGGGGUCCUAGAAAUGGUUUUUGAGUGCAUAACAUUGGGGAAGCUCAAGGUAUUUAAUGGAGUAGUCUAGUAUCUUUAUAGUAUGGGUCGUCGUAGCUUUUUUUUUUCUGAGGUACAAGAUACAUGCAGAAUUGUACUGAAGCAAUCUUAAAGCACCAAAACUAGUGAGGUUGAGGAAAGCAGCUGCAGAGUUUUAAGCCUUCUGAUAACAAGGGUUAAAGGAUGGUGUCAAAGUUUGUUUUCACUUUUUUUUUCUGGGUUUUUAACUCUUGGGUAAGGCCAUCUGAUAUUGGAUUGCAGGUUUUAUUCUUCAAGAAAAAAGGCUCACUUUUUCUUUCAGUUGGUAAUGGAGAGAGCUUUAGGCAGGUUGAUGCUGCUUAACAAAGAGAGAAACUUUUUUCCAGCCAGUAGAAGCGGUUUCUCCAGCGUGGCCUGUGUAGCAUCUUGAGCAAUGACUAACCUUUAAUUACGUGAGGUGGGGGAGAAGGUCACUGUUUUGGUCCUGCUAAACUAAAUUGACAGCUUAAGCUUCUCUAAUAUACAUAUGUAACACAGGACCACUGAUUCUAUGCAGUUUAAUCAUUGCUGCAAGCUUUUUAUAUCACCAGAGGGACACACCUCUGGCACCAGGAACGGGAUGAUUACACACUUUUACUUUUGGAAAAAAAAAUCAACCAGACAAGGUGCUAGAGCCACGUUCUUAUGAGCAGGCUAAUACUCAAUCAGCUAAAUACUGAACUAUCCCUUAGCUUAAUUUUAUAUACUGUACUGAAGAUUAACUCCAGGCUGCUGUUCCCCUUGAAGCAAAUCACCCCUGAGCAGUAGCAGCGAAUGCUACUGCCUUGACUAAACACGUGGAAAACAUUUCAUGGUUUUGAAUGUUCCAGAGAGAGUUUUUCAGCGUUAAACAAUGUCCAACAUUUCAUAAAAUGGAGGAAAGUUGCAGUUUCAGUAUUGUGCAGAAUUUCACAGGAAAUUGAUCACUGGGCAAAAUCAAGCUUUUAUGUCUUUUAAGCAAUGCACAUCAGUUUUCACAAGUUGUGUGUAUACUUUGCAAUCAGAUCUGGAGUGAAACAUCUUAUUUGUUGCCUAAAUCUGUGAAAACCAUCUUUUUGGAAAAAAAGAAUUUAUAAGUUAUGUGGAACCACUUUUUAUUAUUCUGCUAAUUUGUUUUUAGAUGUAAUAUGUUAUUCUUCAUUAUGAUUCAAAAUGCAUUAAAACAUUCAACUUUUUUUUGCAA